Drosophila nasuta is the source of this 2259-nucleotide messenger RNA. RefSeq names its product zinc finger protein 865. Gene Ontology annotation, molecular function: zinc ion binding. The transcript is spliced from 4 exons. Lineage: Eukaryota; Metazoa; Arthropoda; Insecta; Diptera; Drosophilidae. Gene Ontology annotation, cellular component: nucleus. The record is from RefSeq and is a predicted model, not a curated record. Bases 128 to 1897 code for a protein of 589 amino acids.
CAACGACAUCGAUUGCUCUGCCAGCACUAGAUCCCAUCCGCAACUUUGGAAAUAAAUACAAUAAAUUGAAAAUAAAUAUCAGAAAAGCAGUGCUAAUGUUGCCCGAUUUGAAGUGACGCCGAACGCAAUGAUUUGUCGCUUGUGCUUGAACACAUUAGACGAGCAGAAUGCCGUGCUGCUGUUCGCUGCCGCCGACAACGAGAGCAACGACAACAGCAACAACGACAACAAUUUAACAAUGCCGGAAAACUAUUUGGUUCAAUUGAUAUCGACGCAUUUGUAUCUCUGUCUGUCCCGCGACGAUGCCAUUUCCACGUCCAUUUGCACCGAAUGCUGCGCCCAACUGGAGAGCUUUCAUAACUUUUGGAAGCUAGUAGAGCACAAGCAAACGACGCUUUGCAGUCAGUUCCUCGAGAUCGACUGCGAUGUCAACUGGUCGGAGGAUGUUGGUGGCGAUGUCGAGCUGCAAACAUCAGUCAUCAUGGAUUUCAAGCAGGAGCCAGGCACGGAAGCAGAACCUGAACUUGAUGUCGAUGCAGAUGAGUUCAAGGCGGCGGUAGCUGCAGCGGCGGCCGCGGCUCACAAGUUUCCAUGCAUGUUUUGCGACAAGUCCUUCAAGAUGAGACGCUAUCUGGAGGAGCAUGUGGCAACACACACCGGAGAUCGACCAAUUGCCUGCGCCUAUUGCAACACAGCGUUCCGCUGUCGAUCCAAUAUGUAUACGCAUGUGAAAACUAAACACACGACGCAAUGGCAAAAGGCGCGUGCCGAACGCGAUGCGGCCAAGAUCAGCAGCAGCAACAAUAACAUUCAAGUCCAAAGAAGUGUCAAUGGCGAUGCCGAUAAGUUUGCCGAUUCGGCAAUGCUGGCGACCAAUGAACUGGAUUUGAGCGAAUUACGAAUACCGAUUCCCAAUGCGUCGGCAUCAGCUCUAAUGCCGACAGCGCCAGUCUCAGCAAUGCCAGCCCCCGCUUCACCAUCCCCUGAGUGCAAUCCAGACAACAUUGUCAUUGUGAAAAGCGAACCAAUGGAGGCAAUCAACCUAACAGUGGGUAAGACUUCAUCGCCGCCCGUUAAGCGCUUGACGCGCGCCAGUCGCCGCAAAACGCAUUCACCCAAAAAAGUGCAGCACACGGAGCGCAACCACAGCGCAAGUGAGGACAGCAGCAAUGAUGCAACAACAACAGUUGAUUUGCAUGGGAAACGCCUGAAGACUGAGCAGAUGCAGCAGCAGCAACUGACGACGUGCAAGGAGAACGAAUUGAUGCUGGCCAACUAUAAUGCUGUGGCGGCCGUUGUGGCAGCGCAACAACAACAAAGUCUCAUGCAGCAGCAGGAGCAGCUGCUUAGUGCAAUGGCGGCCGUUAACAGCACCAGCAGCACAGCAGUCGCUGCAGCUGCAGUGUUAAGCAUCCAAAGCAGCAUGACAGCCGCUGCUGCAGCAACUGAGCCGUAUACGUGCAACAUUUGUGGCCAGUGUCUGCGCAAUCAGCGGGCACUCAACAAUCACCUACACAAUAAGCACAGCGGCACGCCGACGUCCAGCGCAAUUCUGGAGCUGCCCAUUUGCGGCAGCUGUGGCGAGCUGUCCGGUCGCAAUCAUCGCUGUCUCAGCAAAGCCAAAUACGCCUGCGAUGUGUGCGGUAAAUCAUUCAAAAUGAAGCGAUACCUGGAGGAGCACUUUGCCACGCAUACGGGCGUCAAGUUGCACACCUGCGCGUUUUGUCCCACGGAAUUUCGUUCCAAAUCGAAUAUGUAUCAUCACACGAAGCGGAAGCACAAACUCGAAUGGGAACAUUCGCGUGCCAGCCGCAAUGCAGCCAAGAUAGCCAGUCAGCAGCAGCAUCAAGUGGACGCGAACGUGAAGGAGCCAUCAGUCAAUGAUACAGCAUCCUAGUGCACGAAUGAAUCUCGUCGUGGAGGAGCAGGCACCAUUAUAUAAUCAAUAGUUCACUUUUUGUAGCCGUACUUAUUACUUAAUGCAAUAUGCGCAUUCUCUAAUUGUAUUUCUGGGCUAAUCGGAGCAGCCCACAUGUUGUACAUAUAUAACUUAUAUACACUACCUACCCCAACUUCUCCUACUCCCCGUUUAUGCCUUACCCAUUUAGAUGUAAAGCACCGCUUAAUCUCCUUUUUCUCCCUUUCUUUCUCUUUCUCUCUCUAGCUCACACACAUAAGCACUCUCUUUGCUAGUUUGAUUUAAAAUUCUGAGUAAUCUUAUACACAUUUUUGCCUAAUUUAAUUAAUUUAUUGGUUUUU